AUCUGUGAAAACCUGCGGAAGUUGGAGAUCACAGGAGUGUCCUGUCGAGAUGUUUAUGCCAAGCGUAUAAACCCACGAGUGAAGUCAGGGCGUUUUAUGAAAAUCCUUCCCGACUACGAGCACAUGGAGUACAGAGAUGUUUACACCUGCCUGCUGCACCGAUACCGACACAUCCUGGGGUUAUGGCAGCCGGACAUCGGGCCCUACGGGGGACUGCUGAACGUGGUGGUGGACGGUUUGUUCAUCAUCGGGUGGAUGUACUUGCCACCUCAUGACCCUCACGUUGAUGAUCCCAUGAGAUUCAAGCCUCUCUUCAGGAUUCAUCUCAUGGAGAGGAAAAGUGCGACGGUGGAGUGUAUGUAUGGACAUAAGGGUCCUCAUAACGGCCACAUCCAGAUUGUAAAGAAGGAUGAGUUCUCCACGAAAUGCAACCAGACAGAUCACCAUCGGAUGUCGGGGGGAAGGCAAGAGGAAUUCCGGACGUGGCUAAGGGAAGAAUGGGGUCGGACUCUGGAAGACAUCUUCCAUGAACACAUGCAAGAGCUCAUCCUGAUGAAGUUCAUCUACACCAGCCAAUACGACAACUGCUUGACAUACCGACGCAUCUACCUCCCUCCUAGCAGCCCCGACGACCUUAUAAAGCCAGGGCUCUUCAAGGGAACGUAUGGGAGCCAUGGGCUGGAGAUUGUCAUGUUGAGCUUUCAUGGAAAGAAAGCAAAAGGGACUAAAAUCACUGGAGAUCCCAACAUCCCAGCUGGGCAGCAGACUGUGGAGAUAGACCUAGCACAUCCUCUGCAGCUACCCGACGUUGAGAACCUUCGCGAUUUCGGUGAGCUCUCUCGCAUCGUCCUGGAGGUCCAGGAGCAGGUGCGCCGGGAGGAGCAGGAGCAGGAACAGCGGCAGGAGGCAGAGGACCGCUCCCAGCAAGCUGCCUCCCACCCUGCUGCGAAGCCGCCCCUGGGAGGAGAAGGUGCCGAGGGGGAGGAGACUGCAGCUGGGGCGGAAGGGACAACCCAGGACAAGGCAUCAGGUUCCCAGCCCUUUGUGCUGCCCAUGGGAGUCAUAUCGAGGAAUGAAGACUAUCCCCGGACCUGCCGAAUUUGUUUUUAUGGGACGGGGCUUAUUGCUGGCCACGGCUUCACCAGCCCCGAGCGAACACCAGGUGUUUUUGUUCUCUUUGAUGACGAUCGCUUUGGAUUCAUCUGGCUGGAGCUGAAGUCCUUCAGUCUCUACAGCCGGAUCAAGGUCUCCUUCCAGAACGCCGAAGCGCCUUCCCGUGAGGCUUUUGAUGAAAUGCUGAAGAACAUUCAGUCGCCGGCUACUUGACGGGUGAUUUGUGAUGGACAGGGCUAGGGGUUGCAAAGGCUGCUGCACUCCCCAGCCAGGCCUGGGAUGGGGAUUCCUUGCUCUCAGUACCUCUGAAGGAAAGCAUGCACUUUUAAUAAAGCCUUUUUACCCC
This is a messenger RNA of Pterocles gutturalis (yellow-throated sandgrouse), 1459 nucleotides long. It is a transcript of the gene FBXO31, whose product is annotated as F-box protein 31. The transcript is spliced from 9 exons. The record is from RefSeq and is a predicted model, not a curated record. Bases 97 to 1326 code for a protein of 409 amino acids. Lineage: Eukaryota; Metazoa; Chordata; Aves; Pterocliformes; Pteroclidae.